Messenger RNA from Vitis riparia (riverbank grape), 1504 nucleotides. RefSeq names its product lamin-like protein. Gene Ontology annotation, molecular function: electron transfer activity. Gene Ontology annotation, cellular component: plasma membrane. The record is from RefSeq and is a predicted model, not a curated record. The coding region runs from base 457 to 987 and encodes 176 amino acids. The transcript has 2 exons. Lineage: Eukaryota; Viridiplantae; Streptophyta; Magnoliopsida; Vitales; Vitaceae.
UUAGCCUUUUAAGCCAUUGUGGAAGUUUUUAGAAAGAAAAUUAAUGAGCAAGAAAUUCCCCAUCUAGUGGGUUUCCGCUAUAUAGACAUCCACGCCAGCCUACCAUCAUGUUGAUGGGCAUUAGGCAGAGUUUUUGGCUUAUCAUGAACCUCUUUAUAAUACAAUUACCAAUUUAGAUUUGAAUGGAAAAAUUAUUAUUGUUUUUGUGAGCGUUUUUAGCCAGCAUGGACAGCAGCCCCAACUAAGUUCUUACAGCUAAAAUGCACCUAGGCCAUAUAAAUUACCACAAAUUACAGAUAAGCAUCUUACGGUGGCGUGCCUGUAAUUAUUACCAUAAUAAUGGCACAUUUGUAAUGGAUUAUCAUUCACUCCACAUUUCCCAAUGAUGAUUCUACCCUCUCUAUAUAUACACUCAGCAUUCCACGCAUAGAGAGUGUGGCUCUGAAUCAAAAACUGAUGUCAAGAUUCAAGUGUUCAAGAAACCCAGGAGGAAUGCUGCGGAUGUGGUGGUGGUGGUGGCUGAUGGCGGCAGCAGCAGCGAUGGUGGGAGGGUGUGAGGCGAAUCUCAUCAAAGUUGGCGGCAAACAGGGAUGGGGACCUAAUGUUAAUUACACAGAAUGGGCCAAGAACAAGCACUUCUACGUUGGAGACUGGCUUUAUUUCAUCUUCGACAAGCACUACUUCACUGUUUUUGAGGUGAACGAGACAAACUAUGAGAGAUGCAGUGAGCAGGAGUUCAUCACAAAUAUCACCAAGGGUGGGCGAGAUGUCUUCAACCUCACACACCCAAGGCCAUACUACUUCCUCAGCAGUGGAGGCUACUGCUGGCAUGGAAUGAAGCUUGCCAUCAAUGUCACCCACAUGCCUGCUCCCGCCCCUUCUCCCUCCAAAAGCAAUGCUCCUCCAUCAGCCUCCUCCCCCACCCCCAUCAUCCUCUCCAUUGCCUUGCUCUGCCCUCUCCUCUUCAAGUUCUUCUUCCAUGCUUGAUUCCAAAUAAAUACCAUGUUCUGAAACAGAUUGUUUAGCAUAUUAUGGGUAAAUGGUGUGAAUCAUUGAACAAAUGGAAUGAGUUUUUUUUUUUUUUUUUGGUUUUCUAAUGAAAGUCGCAUUGAUUUCAGAUUCCAGAUUCUGUGUGUGAAAGUAGUGUAAAGUAGGUUAACAGGCAGUUGGGUGGAUGAGCAAAAACAGAAUUUGAAAGCAGGCCAAUUUGAUUCAGUUGCAGAUGUGGUGGUGACUGAUGAGAUAUGGUAUAAUUAUUGCGGCUUCUCUUUUACAAUUAUGGUGAAGAUAGAAUGAAAGAUGGGCUGGAAGCCGUUGAAAGAGAUGCGUCGAUCAGAUGGAUAACUUUAUUGAGAAAAUAAAACAUGUCUAAUGCAGUAUGAUUUGAACCUUGAUACGUUUUUAGGUUGAAUAUCCUGGCCUUCAUUAAAUUCAUAUAAACUCGCACAACCCAUUUUGACCCCUGUUUGAUUUUCAAUCAAUAAGUUAAAUUAAGUCAUGUGAA